AUGUCUUCCAUGUUUCAAUUCGAAAAUUUAACAAUCAAAUAGACUUAUGCAAUUAAAAUCACUUAACCAAAAAUUGAAAAUAUAGAAUUAUUCUAUUUCGAUUCAAAUUAAGAAUUUUUAGUUAAAUUACGAAAUGCAAAUAUCUACUAUCCAUGUAUAAAUAUUAAGACUAAUUAAAAAUUUUCUGCUUAACAAAUACAUUCGUAACCUAAUAGUUACACUAAUUAAGAAAUAGCUGUAUUAGAAUUACUUUGUAAGUAUCCUCAUACAAAUAUUAUCAAGAUUUAUGAAAUAAUAAAAAAGGAUAAUUACGAUUUAGUCUUGUAAGAAGAAAUCACAUAAAAUUUAGAAUAAUUCUUACAAACUUAAAAAAAACUAACAAUUCAAAUGAAGAAAAAUUUCUAUUGUUAAUUAUUAUAGGGAUUUAAACAUUUAUAAUCUAAAAAUAUUAUUUUAAGAGAUUUAUAACCUAAACAUAUAGCUGUUAAAACUAUAAAAGAGAAUGAUUAUAUUCUAUAAGUAAAUAAAUCUUAUGUAUAAUAUUAUAGAUUUCAGAUUUUAGAUCAGCUGAAAUAUCUGAAACUGGAAAAAUUAAUACGAUAAAUGGAAUGUCUGAAUUUGCUGCCCCAGAAACAUUAAAAGAAUCCUAAAAAAUUACUGGGUCUUGUAGUAUUUAUACAGUAUGAUAAAUUAUUAUUAAAUUAGUUAGGAAUGUUAUUGUAUUAUAUAUGUAAUUAGGGAAAGAAACCUUUUAAAGCAAAUUCUCUUUCAGAAUUGAUUCUCUAAUAAGAAGAAUUUUUAAAAAAUCUUUCAACCAAUCAAAAUUUUAAUAUGGAUGAUUUAAAAUUAAUAGAAAAUUAUCAAAAAAUGCUUGUUUAUUAAGCUGAAAAAAGAGAUUAAUCUAUUUUUGGCUUUAAUUCAUUAAAAUAGGAAUAUUUUCUUUUAGAAGAUACUUAUUUCGUAAAAAAAUCUUCAAAAAUAGGAGAUGGACAAUAAGGUAUUGUAGUUGAAGCAUUUAAUAUUGAAACAAAAGAAAAUUUAGUCUGUAAAAUGAUUAAAAAAGAUUACAAUUCAGAGGAAAUCUUGAAAGAAGUAUAAAUAUAUGAACAUCUUGAAGGUCAUUAAAAUUAAAACAUUAUUUAAUUAAAAAAAAUAAUUAAAGACUCGGAUUGGUAUUUUAUAUUUUUGGAAAGAUGUACAAUGAAUGUUAAAGAAUAUCUGAACAAAAAUCCAAACGGUUUUACUGAUUUACAAGUUAUAGAUUUCUUAUAAUAAAUAAUCUCAGGUUAUUACUAUAUUAAAGAGCGAAACAUCUUACAUAGAGAUUUAAAACCAGAAAACAUUAUGAUAAAAAUUGAUAAAGAUAAUUAUAAUAUUUAUAAAGUAAUAUUUAUUUAUUUAAUAAUAAUAGAUAAUUGAUUUUGGAGUUGGAAAAAUAAUCACUAGUUAAGACUUAGCAAGUUCUGAUGUAGGAACUACUCUUUUUACAGCACCAGAAGUAUUAGAAUAAAAAUCAAGUUAUAAUGCAUAAUGUGAUAUAUUUUCUGUAAUAAUGGUAUUAAUUUCAAGAUUGGAGCAACAUUAUAUUACAUGAUUUUCAAAGAAUAUUAUACAAAAAAAGUUAACUAGAAUGAAAUUUUAUAAGAACAAAAGAAAUUUGAGACUUAACCCUUUAAAUGUCCAUUUUCAAAUAGGGUAAAUUAUCUAAUUAAUUAAGAAUCCCGAUAUUAUAUCAUUAAUCGAAAAAAUGAUAGUUUACAAUCCAAAAAAAAGAAUUAGUUGGGAAUAAUUGAAGAAUUAUGUUGUGUGGAAAAAUUCUUAAGAAAUUCUUAAUUUUAUUUAUAACUUAUUUUUAUUCUCUCUUGAUUGUGAAAAGUUACUUUUUGAAAUACAAGAAAAGAAUAAAGAUAAUUUAGAGUUUGUAGGACAUAUAUAGGCUUAUAGAACAGUCAUUUUGAUGUUUGCAUUUAAAAUCUAACAGAAACUAGAAUAAUCACUAAAAAUUGGAUCAAUCAAAAUUAAUGAUAUUGAAUAUCAAAUAGAUUAAAAAUUAAUUUUUUCAGAAUGGAUGAAAAAAAAUAAUUUGCAGAUUUAAAAACAAGAAGUGGAAAAAAAAUAAUAAUAAUUAUCUAAAGAGAAUCUUCAUAUCUCUAAUAUAGCCUAAGACAUUAUUAAUAGAAUGAAUAUAAAAGAAAAAGAAAUUACCUUAAAUUUUAUACAAGUUCACAUGUGUUAUAUUAGUUUAUCUGAUUAGUUAUAAAAUAUUGUUUUUAGUUUUUGUGACUCAUUAUUACUUAAAUAUCAACUUGUUAAAAUGAGAAAUUUAUUCAAAGACUUUACCCAUUAUUAUCCUUUAGGAUAAGGCUGCUAAAAAUUAUUAUUAACUAAAAUUACAGAAGAAUAAAUGCAAGAAUACAUAAAUUAAAAUUAAUGA
Messenger RNA from Paramecium sonneborni, 2434 nucleotides. The record is from the annotation of a GenBank genome assembly. NCBI's taxonomy places the organism in Eukaryota, Ciliophora, Oligohymenophorea, Peniculida, Parameciidae.